GAGGGUUUCCUGUAUGGAGCAACAGCUUUCACGCACAGAAACGCUCACCAAGGAAAGAAGCAAACCUAUAUUUUAGACAAAAGAAUCGCGAGUUGGUUUAAACGUUGGUUGGCGGUUUAAAUAAACGUUAAAACGACGCAUUAACGUUAAGUCAGGUCUGUUGUAACGUCUGUUUGGAGGGAGCCAACUAAAAGAUGCCGUCCCGUGUAGAGGACUAUGAAGUGUUGAACACUAUAGGCUCCGGUUCUUACGGGAGAUGCCAGAAAAUAAGACGAAAAAGUGACGGCAAAGUCCUGGUGUGGAAGGAGCUGGACUAUGGCACCAUGGCGGAGAGCGAGAAGCAGAUGCUUGUGUCAGAGGUCAACCUCCUCAGGGAGCUCAAGCACCCCAACAUAGUCCGCUACUACGACCGCAUCAUCGACCGCACCAACACCACACUGUACAUCGUCAUGGAGUACUGUGAAGGAGGGGACUUGGCCAGUCUCAUCAGUCGCUGCAUCAAAGAAAGGCGUUACUUGGAGGAGCAGUUCAUCCUUCGGGUCAUGGCGCAGCUCUCUCUGGCCCUGAAGGAGUGUCACAGACGAAGCGACGGCAGGGCCACGGUUCUUCAUCGCGACCUGAAACCAGCCAAUAUCUUCCUUGACGUCAAGCAGAAUGUUAAGCUUGGAGACUUUGGCCUGGCGAGGAUUCUGAACCACGACACCAGCUUUGCAAAGACUUUUGUUGGGACACCGUACUACAUGUCUCCAGAGCAGAUAAACAGGAUGUCCUACAAUGAGAAGUCAGAUAUUUGGUCCCUGGGAUGUUUGCUAUAUGAACUUUGUGCAUUGUCGCCUCCAUUCACUGCAUAUAACCAGAGAGAGUUGGCGGAGAAGAUCAGAGAUGGGAAGUUCAGAAGAAUCCCUUACCGGUACUCUGAAGAACUGAACACCUUACUUGGCAAAAUGCUCAACCUUAAGGACUACCUGAGACCAUCUGUGGAGUCCAUCCUUCAGAGCGGUCUGUUAAGUGACAGUGUUGCUGAGGAGCAGAGGAAGAUUCAGGCUCGGGCUCAGAGGAGAUCUGCAGACUCUGACAGUCCUGUUCACAAGUUGGCCGAAAUGGGAACUGUCUGUGUGGCAGAGCUCAAGCUCAAAGAGCAGGCGCUGAAGGACAGAGAGCAGGUGCUGAAGGAACGAGAGGAAAGACUGGAGAGAAGGGAGCAGGAACUGUGUGUACGUGAGCGACUGACUACUGAGAAACUUGCACGAGCAGAGAGUUUGCUGAGGAAUUACAACCGGCUGCAUCAGCAAAAGGAGGUGGCACGGGGCUAUAACAAAGACAUAGAUUCGGAGGAACUGUCCCCUGGAAAGAAGAAGGUCCACUUUGCGGGUGAAAGCAAAGAGAACCAGCAGCCCGAUGGCCAGCACGGUGGGCCGUACCAGGAUUUAAUGCUGCGGCGCCUGCACUCCGCUAACCUCCGGGCUCAAAAACUAAGCGAAGUGGAGAAAAUCUGCCAGUUGAAAAGCAGACAGAUCCUCGGCAUCCGCUGAACAUAAGAGAAACAGUCAUAUCAAAAAGAAAGUGAGGUUUUUAAAACUGGAUGUAAAUUUGAUAUUUCAUAAGAUGUGUGUGUGUGUAUAGUAUUUAAAGUUUUAUCAUACAACCUGUGGAGGUGUUUUGAAAAUGGUAGGCAGCUAUUGUGAUUUUUAAUGUUCCUUGUAUGUUUUUCCUUCAUUUGUUUUCUUACACAGAUUGUUUAACUAUAAAAAAGGAUUAUUUUAAGAAUAAACAUGUCUGUGUUGAUUAUGAACCCAAUUCAUUUGCUUUAAGUGUUCAAAAAACAGAAAUAUAUUUUUAGAUUGCUGACUUUUAAUAGGACAAUGCUUCACAGCAGUCAUUUGCAUUAGAGACACCUUUCAUCAAGACUUAAUAGUUUCCACAAGGGGUCAUCGGUUUACUACAGAAUAGGCAAUCACAGCCAACAGAACAGAAAUGGCUUCCAUUUAGGAGUUAAUGCUUUGAUUUAAGGAUGAGAUUAAAAAGGAAGUUUCUGUUAACACUAUUCAUCAGCACAAUGAAAUUAUCAGAUGGCCUUCAUGUUCCCUAAUUGUUUGACUAAUCAAAAAAUCAUUUGGGAAAUUUGCACAUCUGAAACGGUCAAUAGAAUACAUUUAAGGAAAACUCCAGUUUACAAAUAAUUUAAUUCUUUAUAGAUGGUA
Cyprinodon variegatus (sheepshead minnow) is the source of this 2201-nucleotide messenger RNA. RefSeq names its product NIMA related kinase 2 (gene nek2). Gene Ontology annotation, biological process: protein phosphorylation. Gene Ontology annotation, molecular function: ATP binding; protein kinase activity. NCBI's taxonomy places the organism in Eukaryota, Metazoa, Chordata, Actinopteri, Cyprinodontiformes, Cyprinodontidae. The record is from RefSeq and is a predicted model, not a curated record. The transcript is spliced from 9 exons. Bases 195 to 1532 code for a protein of 445 amino acids.